Penicillium daleae is the source of this 777-nucleotide messenger RNA. RefSeq lists its product as uncharacterized. The transcript is spliced from 4 exons. Gene Ontology annotation, molecular function: oxidoreductase activity, acting on the CH-OH group of donors, NAD or NADP as acceptor. NCBI's taxonomy places the organism in Eukaryota, Fungi, Ascomycota, Eurotiomycetes, Eurotiales, Aspergillaceae. The coding region runs from base 1 to 777 and encodes 258 amino acids. The record is from RefSeq and is a predicted model, not a curated record. Gene Ontology annotation, cellular component: cytoplasm.
AUGCCCGAGUUCAAUCUCAAAGGCAAGAAAGCACUCAUUACUGGAGGCGGCUCUGCUGAUAUUUCUCUCCAACAAAUCGCCAAAGAAUGGCUUCUAUCCACGGAAACAAGCCAGGGAUCACAACGAGCAUCAUUUCACAAAACCGACGUGAGGAAGUGGGCCCAGCUUGAGGAGUUAUUCGAUGUUUUCGAAAAUCAGUUCAACGGCGACGUUCCCGAUAUUGUGGUGCCGGGUGCUGGCCUGUAUGAGCCCUCCACGAACACUUUCUGGGGUGAUCAGGACAGCACCAAUGGGUCACGCUACAAAAUCUUCGAUGUGAACAUCCUGCAUCCGAUCAAAAUGACGAGAAUUGCAAUACGGAGAAUGACUCGGGCAGGGAAGAAACCCGUGUCGAAGCAGGCACUUAGCCAAUUUGUAAGAUGUAUGGAGCCGCUAGAGCGCUUAGCGGGCAUUCGAGUCGUUGCUGUUGCUCCUGGUGUUGUCGAUACACCUCUAUUCAGGGAUAGUGCUAAAGCCCGUGAGCACAUCGACCUAGAGAAUGACUUUCUUCUCCCUGCAGAGGAGGUUGUAAAAGGGAUGAUAGCGUUAAUCACGGACUCCAAAUAUCCUUCUGGAACAGUACUUGAGGUGGCUGACAUUGGAGGCUGGCGAGAAGUAAAACUUUUGAAUGAUAGUGGGCCUGAGGGCCGAGCAUCGUCAUCGAGAGCAAAGGCAGUGGAGGCCAUAAAGUUUGUGGAGGAAGCUAUAAGAAACGAUUUUCGAGGACCGCGACUGUGA